Messenger RNA from Homalodisca vitripennis (glassy-winged sharpshooter), 1511 nucleotides. RefSeq lists its product as uncharacterized. The transcript has 5 exons. NCBI's taxonomy places the organism in Eukaryota, Metazoa, Arthropoda, Insecta, Hemiptera, Cicadellidae. Gene Ontology annotation, biological process: mitochondrial DNA replication. Gene Ontology annotation, molecular function: single-stranded DNA exodeoxyribonuclease activity. The record is from RefSeq and is a predicted model, not a curated record. Bases 72 to 1301 code for a protein of 409 amino acids. Gene Ontology annotation, cellular component: mitochondrion.
AUUCACUACUGUAACAGUUGUAGUUGAGACCCAAACAUUUCACACUACACAGUUGCUACACUUCAGACGACAUGCUUUUUGGUGUUUCUGGAAUUGCGCACUUCACAACUACUUUAUUUCUACUUCAGGUUACAGAUAAUACAUCAGCAGAGAAAACUAUAAAGAAAAUGACAACAGUUAAAAUAAAAAAUGAAGCUGUCCAUUUGGAUCCUAUCAGUGAUGCCAUUGAAGCUGUUAUUAAGAAAAAUAAUAAACAAGAAUUAUUGAAAACAUUUUUAAACAGAAAGAAUAUGACAACUGAAAUUAAAGGAACCAACAUUGCAAUUCGAGAUUUUAAUACAUAUACCAUACAGUGGCAUGCUCCCAGGACUCGUUUAAUAAUACUUUCUCAUAAAAAUCUGAAAACUAAAUGUUGUACCCGUAAAUCUUGUACAAAAAAGAGAACUCAUAAAACGUAUAAAACCAAGUCCAAAAGGAAAUUAAGAUUGAAAAGUACCAAUAAAUCUAAAACUAUUGAUAAUUCAAUAAACGAAAUCAAUUAUCCAUUCGAAGGUUCUGCAAAGCGUGAUACUUUUGGUCAGUCAACUUAUGUAAAUCCGAUUUUAAAGUUCCGUUUUAAUAACACACUUGUGGACAGUGUUGCUGAAUUUCCCUCUGUUACAAGCAUUCUUGAAGAAACUGUUCCAUAUAGAAGUGAACUGAUUUUGAGCAACUGGCGUCAAAAAAUGAUCCACAAUUUUGGUGAGGAAGGUUUACAUAACCACAGUGAAGCUUUGAGAGCCAGAGGUCAUGAGUUCCACAAAGCUGUGCGUGAUGCGAUGCUGAACCUACAAAUCGAACCUAAUUGUAGCCUCGUUACAAGGAAUGCUCUCAAGAGUCUGUCUUGGGUAUUUAAAGGAAUUUCUAAAGUCGCGGCGGUGGAAAGUGCGGUAGCUCAUCCUACACUGGAAUACAAGGGAGUCGUUGACUGCGUUGCAAUUUUCAGAAAAACGCCAGUUCUUAUUGAUUGGAAGUUGUCAAGUAAGCGAAAGAAAACACUGAAAGAAACUUAUGAUGCCCCAGUUCAAAUUUCAGCUUAUCUUGGUGCCUUCAACCAUGAUCCCAAUUAUGAGUGGAGAGUGAACCAUGGCAUGGUGGUAAUAGCGUAUACAUCUGGAGAACCUUGUGAUGUAUUUCUCCUCUCACCGCAAUACUGUAAAAUUUACUGGCGUCACUGGCUUAAACGUUUGAAUAAAUUCAAGAACACAAAUCGCCUUCAUCUUAUUCAUGAUAUUAAUGAGGACGAUCUGGAAGUUUACUAGUGAACAAAUUUGCUAUUUUUGCUGUUUGUUGUUUUAAAAACAUAAUUUUUGCUAUAAUUUUCUUUUUACUUGUACUUAUAAUCAAAACAGCAUAUAAUGUACCAUUCAACUAAACAUAAUGGAAUAUGAAGUUCAGCACCACAGUAUAUCUUAACAAGACAACGGGAGAAAUUAUAAACUAAAGGAUUAUAUAAUAAAGUCAGAUAAAUA